Pelmatolapia mariae (spotted tilapia) is the source of this 1326-nucleotide messenger RNA. RefSeq names its product B-cell receptor CD22-like. The transcript has 6 exons. Bases 1 to 1326 code for a protein of 441 amino acids. NCBI's taxonomy places the organism in Eukaryota, Metazoa, Chordata, Actinopteri, Cichliformes, Cichlidae. The record is from RefSeq and is a predicted model, not a curated record.
AUGAUGACAGUUGGCAUGCUACUGACUGUCCUGUUUGUUUCAGGUGCUUUGGCUGGUUGUUCAGAUGAAACAGCACUCUUCAUAACUGCAUCAAAGAAGCUGGAAGCACUGAGUGGAUCUUGUUUGCAAAUCCCAUGUAGCUUCAGACCCAAAGAAGAACAGAAAUUUGACAGCACAAGAAAAACCUUUGGAGUGUGGAUUAAAAAUGAUGCUAGAUUUGGCAGAAAUCCAACCAAGGAGAUCUACAGCAGUAAUGGAGCAGUUAGCACCUCUCCAAUGAGUAUUACUGGAAACCUGAGUCAGAGAGACUGCACCACUCUGUUUUCUAAUGUAACCACCACAGACACAUACUUCUUCAGAGUAGAGAGUGAACCAUUUAAGGGGACAGCAGACUGUAACCCUCUACAAAUAACAGUCAGAGAUUCUCCUUGGAGGCCCAAUAUUACAAUCCCAGGUGAUCUGAAGGAGAAGGAGUCUGUCACUAUAACCUGCUCAGCUCUCACUCCCUGUCCACACUCCCCUCCUCAACUCACCUGGAAUCUCCAACAAGACUCUCACAACAAAAUAGAGGAAAACACAGAUGGAAGCUUUACAACUAAAAUCCAGCAGAACAUCACUCUGUCAGACACACAUGAUGGAAAGAAGAUCAGCUGCUCAGCCAGAUAUCCUGUGAACCAAGGAAAAGACACCAAGACAGCAGAGACAGAAGAGACUCUCAGUGUUUCAUAUGCUCCCAAAAGCACCUCAGCAUCCAUCAGUCCAUCAGGUUUGGUGUCAGCAGGCAGCUGGGUGAAGCUGACCUGCUCCAGCAGAGCCAAACCUCCAGUCAGCAGCUUCACCUGGUUCAAGAAGAGCAGAGAUGGAGCUGUGAAAGUAUCUGAAGGAGAGAUUUACAGCUUCAAUGUAACAGAUGGAGGAGUUUAUUACUGUGUGGCCACCAAUGAUCUGGGUAAUCAGACAUCAGCAGAGAUUCAUGUGACUGUUGGAGAUGCUCCUAAAGACACCUCAGCAUCCAUCAGUCCAUCAGGUUUGGUGUCAGCAGGCAGCUGGGUGAAGCUGACCUGCUCCAGCAGAGCCAAACCUCCAGUCAGCAGCUUCACCUGGUUCAAGAAGAGCAGAGAUGGAGCUGUGAAAGUAUCUGAAGGAGAGAUUUACAGCUUCAAUGUAACAGAUGGAGGAGUUUAUUACUGUGUGGCCACUAAUGAUCUGGCUGGUUCAAAUCAAGACGCUCCAACAGACAUAGAGCUGUCAGAUGAGCAGAGUAACAUCACAACACAUCAACUAAAGUGUCUGCAGGAUGAUAAACGCUACCUGCUAAAGCAUUAA